Messenger RNA from Mercurialis annua (annual mercury), 1828 nucleotides. RefSeq names its product phytoene synthase 2, chloroplastic. Gene Ontology annotation, biological process: carotenoid biosynthetic process. Gene Ontology annotation, molecular function: geranylgeranyl diphosphate synthase activity. The record is from RefSeq and is a predicted model, not a curated record. Bases 404 to 1690 code for a protein of 428 amino acids. The transcript is spliced from 6 exons. Lineage: Eukaryota; Viridiplantae; Streptophyta; Magnoliopsida; Malpighiales; Euphorbiaceae.
AGUGCAAAAUGAACGUAAUCCAAUUUAGUGGAACCAAAUUGACUAGCAAAUGAGAAAAAAAGGUUAUAGAUAAUAGACACAAGAGACCUCUACCACCCAAAAACAAAGCUUCCCUAUUUUUUAAAAACUUUUCUCUUGUUACUAAAAAACUUUUAAACACUCUCUUGAAGAUCCCAUUUUGUAAGCUCUUGAUUUUAGUUUCUGCUUGUUGUAAGGAUUCUAACAUUUUAGCUUUUUGGGUUUACUUGCAGAGAGUUUAACCAAAGCUCCAUUGUUGUUUGAGAGCUGUUCUUUUGAUCUUUGGUUGUAAAGCUGAAUUGGGUUAUCUUCAAAACAAGAGAAAGUGUGAUUAUUUUAGUAAAUUUGAUUGGAUAAAUAGGAAAAAAAAGUUGGUUUUUUGAACAUGACGAGAGCAUUAUUAUGGAUUGCCAAUCCAACUACAGAGGUGUCCACUUCUUUUGGAUUCCUUCAUUCAGUGAGGGUUUUAGAUUCUUCAAAAUUCGGUUGUGUGGAUCGAAAUUUGAUGUUUAAGGGGAGAGAAAAUAAGGGUAAGAAGCAGAAAUGGAAGUCAAAUUCUGUGAAUAUUGAUUUGAUGAAUUAUGAUAAAAGUAGUAAAAGCAAUAAAUUGGGUAUGACAACAAGCUUGAUAGCUAGUCCAGCAGGAGAAAUGGCCAUUUCUUCUGAAGAAAUGGUUUAUAAUGUGGUGUUAAAGCAAGCAGCUUUGGUUAAGCAAUUGCGGUCUAGUGAGGAACUUGAUGUGAAGCCUGAUAUUGUUCUUCCUGGAAGUUUGGGAUUGUUGAGUGAAGCUUAUGAUCGUUGUGGUGAAGUUUGUGCUGAGUAUGCUAAAACGUUUUACUUAGGAACUAUGCUAAUGACCUCGGAACGGCGACGGGCUAUCUGGGCAAUCUAUGUGUGGUGUAGGAGGACCGAUGAGCUUGUUGAUGGUCCUAAUGCUUCACACAUAACUCCAACAGCUUUAGAUAGGUGGGAAGCAAGAUUGGAAGAUCUUUUCCGAGGCCGCCCGUUUGAUAUGCUUGAUGCUGCUUUGUCAGAUACAGUUACAAAAUUUCCUGUUGACAUUCAGCCAUUCAAAGAUAUGAUUGAAGGAAUGCGGACGGACUUGAAAAAAUCAAGAUAUAAGAACUUUGAUGAGCUAUAUCUUUAUUGUUAUUAUGUUGCUGGGACUGUUGGAUUGAUGAGUGUUCCAGUCAUGGGGAUUGCUCCCGAGUCGCAAGCCGCAACUGAGAGUGUUUACAAUGCUGCCUUGGCAUUAGGUAUAGCAAAUCAGCUCACCAACAUACUUAGGGAUGUCGGAGAAGAUGCAAGAAGAGGAAGGGUCUAUUUACCGCAAGAUGAGCUGGCACAGGCAGGGCUUUCGGAUGAGGAUAUAUUUGCCGGAAAAGUGACAGAUAAAUGGAGAAACUUCAUGAAGAAUCAAAUCAAGAGAGCUAGAAUGUUCUUCAACGAGGCUGAGAAAGGAGUGACAGAGCUAAGUGCUGAAAGUAGAUGGCCGGUAUGGGCAUCGUUACUGUUAUACCGGCAGAUACUCGAUGAGAUAGAAGUAAAUGAUUACAACAACUUCACAAGGAGAGCUUAUGUAGGAAAGGCCAAGAAGCUUGCCUUCUUGCCAAUGGCAUAUGCAAGGGCAAUCGUUGGGCCAGCAAAGCUGCCUUCUUUGACAAAGGCAUAAAUAUUGGAAGAUGAACAUUAAUGUGUUUAAAUCAUAUAUAGAGCAAAGGGGAUGAAAAAUAUAUCAGAAUUUGUACAUUAACAACUGUUCUAAUGCAGCAAUUAUUCAUUCAAAGUAAGCAUAGUGAAUUUAUUUGAA